Messenger RNA from Salarias fasciatus (jewelled blenny), 1445 nucleotides. Its product is annotated as cytosolic 5'-nucleotidase 1A-like. The coding region runs from base 306 to 1421 and encodes 371 amino acids. NCBI's taxonomy places the organism in Eukaryota, Metazoa, Chordata, Actinopteri, Blenniiformes, Blenniidae. The transcript has 6 exons. Gene Ontology annotation, biological process: adenosine metabolic process; nucleotide metabolic process. Gene Ontology annotation, cellular component: cytoplasm; cytosol. Gene Ontology annotation, molecular function: nucleotide binding; 5'-nucleotidase activity; magnesium ion binding. The record is from RefSeq and is a predicted model, not a curated record.
AUCUGACACGCAUGAUGCUGCUGAAGAUGAGAGGAAGUGCUCACUGCCUCAAUGUCGCCUUCCUCUGAAUCCCUAUCCAUCCGUCUUUGGCUCGGCAACAUCUCAGCACCACUCCAACGUAAUCCACCGCAGUCAGAUUGGUCUCAUCUCUACGGAGUGCCAGGGCUGAAUUCAGAUGGUGAACAGUGAGUAAGGACUCCGGGAACUCCUGCCAAAGAGAGAGUCAGACGAGAAAAGUGAUCCGUCCAGGGACACACUGGGACUCAGUGUGGUCCGAGACGAGGGCGGUGAGCCUGAGAGGUAAGAUGAGUCUGAACAACGGUCAAAGUCUGAGUGUGGGUGGACGGGACUUGACCGGGAAUGGCAGCAGCAGCAGUGGAGCCCCCUGGGAAGACACCGGGACAUCUUUAAAGCCCACCACCCCAACUCAGAGACCCAAAUCACCCAAGCCGGAGAACGCCAUCACCAUCGCCGUGUCGACCCGGGUCCUCUUCAACAUGGAGAAGGAGCAGCAGAUCUACGAGCGUCAGGGUUUGGAGGAGUACAUCAAGUACCAGGUGGAGCAUGAAACGGAGCCGUUCAGCCCAGGACCCGCUUUCUCCUUCGUCAAGGCUCUGGAGGCUGUGAACACUCAGCUGAGGGAGCUUUAUCCUGACAGCGAGGAGCUCUUUGACGUCGUGCUCAUGACCAACAACCACGCAUACGUCGGCCUGAGACUCAUCAAUACCAUCAAUCACUACCAGUUGUUCAUCGAGCGUUUCUGCAUGACCGGAGGAAACAGUCCAAUCGGCUACCUGAAGGCCUACCACACCAACCUCUACCUGUCUGCCGACGCAGCCAAGGUCCACGAAGCUCUGGAAGAGGGUAUCGCAGCAGCCACCAUGUUCACCCCCGAGAAGAUGAAGGAAGUGUCAGAGACCCAGCUGCGGGUCGCCUUUGACGGAGACGCCGUCCUCUUCUCAGACGAGUCCGAGCGGAUUUAUAAAGCUCACGGACUGGACAAGUUCUUUGAGCACGAGAAGGAGCAUGAAAACAAGCCUCUGGACCACGGGCCACUGAAGGGCUUCUUGGAGGUUUUAGGAAAGCUACAGAAGAAAUUUUACGGCAAGGGCCAGCGAAUGGCCUGCCCCAUCAGGACCUACCUGGUGACGGCCCGCAGCGCCGCCAGCUCUGGCACCAGAGCCCUGAAGACUCUGCGCUCCUGGGGUCUGGAGAUAGACGAGGCUCUUUUUCUCGCUGGGGCUCCCAAGGGCCCGAUGCUGGAAAAGAUCAGGCCGCACAUCUUCUUCGAUGACCAGAUGUUUCACGUGGAGGGGGCGGCGGAGAUGGGGACGGUGGCGUGCCAUGUUCCCUACGGCAUCGCCCAGAGAGCUGCCAAGAGAGGAAGAAAGGGUGAAGAGACUCCUUCAGGACUCAAGUAGCCGGGACGCCGACGUGCAGACGCU